Messenger RNA from Plasmodium malariae, 1041 nucleotides. Its product is annotated as conserved Plasmodium protein, unknown function. The record is from RefSeq and is a predicted model, not a curated record. The coding region runs from base 1 to 1041 and encodes 346 amino acids. Lineage: Eukaryota; Apicomplexa; Aconoidasida; Haemosporida; Plasmodiidae. The transcript has 7 exons.
AUGCUAAAAUUAUUGAAAAGAAUCAUUACCUUCUUAAUCGUUCUUUUCUCAUUUGGAUGGAAAACAUCUAACACUCUUAAUUAUAUUCCUUAUAAUGUAAGAAAAUACAAUACAAAAAUAAUAAACAAUGUGCUGUAUGUAGAUAAGGAGUUACUGAAUAAUUAUGUAUUUAUAAAAUUUUAUAAAAAUGACCUAGUCUUAUUAAAAAAGAAAAAUAAGAUAAAAUGCUGUUCUAGUAAAAAGAAAGAAGAUGAUAAUUUGGGUGUCGAACUUGAGAAUCUAGUCAAAGACAUAGAAGAGGGAAAAUAUGGCGCUGAUCCUUUAAAACUGUAUAGGGAAAUUGAGAAUAGCAGCACAAUCAAAGGACAAGAAGAAAAAAAGGAGAUGGAAGAGCAAGAUAAAAAAAUAAAUAUGUACAAUGUAGAAGAAGUAAUAAACAACACAGAUGAAAGUUUAAAAAAAAGUGUUAGGAAAGCAUUUUACAAUACAGAAAUUGAUGAAAAUGAUGAUCAAAAUGUAAAAAAGGAAUACAUUAUGAUGAAUAAAAUUGAAAAAACCUUUGAUGAAAUAGAUGACAUAAAUAACCCAGAAGAAAAAUUAGAUAUGGACAAAAUUUAUAAAAAAAUUAAUUCAAUGAACGAUGAUAACAAUUUAGGAACACCAUUCAAAGAUACUGCCAAAACAUUGUUGAAGUAUAAAGGUUUGCUCCAUAUGCCCUUUGAGCAGUGUCUUAUGUUAAAUAAUGUCCAUUUCGAUUGGAGAGAAUCUUUAGAUCACAUAGAAAUAAAUAUCCCCAUUUUUGAAGAAACGAAUUUUGAAGACAUUUUAUUUCAUUUCAAAGAUGAUUAUAUAAAGCUGGAAGUUGUGAGGAACAAGGUUAAAAUUCUUUUGUUAGACCAUAAGUUAUGUGGGAAGAUAGCUUAUGAUGAAGCAUAUUGGAUUAUAACUAGCGAUUACAAAGAUAAUGAAAAACAUGUUAAUUUGAUCUUGCCCAAAUUAGGACGCUUUAAAUAUAUAUGGGAAAAACUGUUGCAGGGAUAG